Colletotrichum phormii is the source of this 1053-nucleotide messenger RNA. RefSeq names its product S-adenosyl-L-methionine-dependent methyltransferase. Gene Ontology annotation, molecular function: methyltransferase activity. Bases 1 to 1053 code for a protein of 350 amino acids. The transcript has 8 exons. The record is from RefSeq and is a predicted model, not a curated record. NCBI's taxonomy places the organism in Eukaryota, Fungi, Ascomycota, Sordariomycetes, Glomerellales, Glomerellaceae.
AUGUGCACGACAGAUAACACGGCCAACAGCCCGCCACGUGCAGCUGGGGGAAAUCAAAGUAACAUCGCGCUAGACGACCGCGAUGAUAUUGCUGCCGAAGAGCAAAGUGUUGCUUCAUCUAGCACAAGCCUGUCCAGCUCGAUCUUCGACUACCGCUUAGAGAAUGGCAGGACUUAUCACAAGUACAAAGACGGCAAAUAUUAUGUUCCGAACGACGAGACAGAAAACGAUCGACUUGAUCUACAACACAACAUGUUCAUCAGAACUUUCGGUAAUCGACUGGGCACUGCGCCCCCCAAUAACCCUGAAUCCAAAGUUGGUCGGGUAUUGGAUGUCGGUACAGGCACAGGAAUUUGGGCGAUGGAGUUCGGGGAUGAGCACCCUGAAGCUGAGGUUCUCGGCAUUGAUUUAUCUCCUGCCCAACCAGAGUUUGUACCUCCGAAUGUACGCUUUGAGAUCGACGAUCUCGAGGAGCCUUGGACAUACUCUCGGCCAUUCGACUACAUUCAUAGCCGUGUACUCGAUUCAUGUAUCACUGAUUGGAAGGCUUACUUCCAACAAAGCUUUGAUCAUCUAAAUCCAGGUGGUUAUCUUGAGAUCCAGGAGAUCGACGCCGAGCCUCGUUCUGACGACGGGACCUUGAGAGCCGAUUCAUCCCUGAUGAAGAGUCUGCGGCUUUUGAAGGAAGCAGCAGACUUCUUCAAGCGCCCUUUCCAAGACAUCAAGUCGCUGGCUGAUAUCAUGGCCGAAGUCGGCUUUGAGGACAUCCAUCUGGAGAGAUACAAGUGGCCUACGAAUACAUGGCCAAAAGACCGGAACUACAAAGAACUCGGCGGGUGGACCUAUGAGAACCUAGCUAUUAAUUGGGAGGCGUUUCUCAUGGCGCCUUUGACUCGGGCUCUGAACUGGACAAAAGAGGAGGUGAUGAUACUUGCUAUGGAGGCAAGAAAAGAUCUUGGUGACAGAAGUGUCCACGCUUACUUCACAGUCUGGGCGAUACACGGUCGAAAGCCAUUGAAGGCCAAGUCGACUGAAGAAGGAACUACUGCCUGA